Mercurialis annua (annual mercury) is the source of this 1342-nucleotide messenger RNA. RefSeq lists its product as uncharacterized. Gene Ontology annotation, molecular function: structural constituent of ribosome; mRNA 5'-UTR binding; small ribosomal subunit rRNA binding. Gene Ontology annotation, cellular component: ribosome; mitochondrial small ribosomal subunit. The record is from RefSeq and is a predicted model, not a curated record. NCBI's taxonomy places the organism in Eukaryota, Viridiplantae, Streptophyta, Magnoliopsida, Malpighiales, Euphorbiaceae. The transcript is spliced from 2 exons. Bases 114 to 1073 code for a protein of 319 amino acids. Gene Ontology annotation, biological process: translation; ribosomal small subunit assembly; maturation of SSU-rRNA from tricistronic rRNA transcript (SSU-rRNA, 5.8S rRNA, LSU-rRNA).
GGUAUUUUGGAAUAAUUCCGAGCAGUAACCCAAACCCGAACCAGGAAAGAAACACUGAGCUGCAAAGCUUAAAUCAGAAUCCUAAAACCCUAAUCGACAGGGAAAGAUCAAAGAUGUGGUCUCUCUGUUCCUUCCGGAAGCUCUCGUCUUCUUCGUCACUGAUCGGCGACAUCAAAUCCAUAUCUUACUUGCCCUUUUCCUCUAGAUUUGCCGCUUCUCUUUCAGGUAGUUCUAAUCAUGUUGUUAGAGGAGAAAAACAUUCUCCAUCAAGGUUUGGAGUGAACCUUAGUCUGUUGUCUGAACAGGAGAGUGUCUCUACCCCAUAUGCUUUGACUUUUCAAAAGUCUAUCCACUCUGCGGAUCAGAAAGACAGCGAGAUGGGGAAGAUUUCUGAGCUGAUAGACUUUGCGAGGGCAAGAGACAGUGAGAUGGGGAGGAAUUCCGGGCCAAUGGGAUUUGCCAGGGGAAGAGGCGAUGAGAUGGGGAGGAAUCCCAGACAAAUGGAUUUUCUGGGAAAUAACAGUGAGAUGGGAAGAAGUUCUAGGCCGAUGGAUUUUAUGAGAAAGGACAGUGCGGCGGGAAGAAGUUCCAGGCCAAUGGAUUUUAUGAGAAAUGACAGUGUGGCGGGAAGAAGUUCUAGGCCGAUGGACUUUGUUAGGGGAAUAAUUGAGCAAGAAAAUUCUCGAGUUCCUCGGUACAAAGUUGAGCAAAAUACUGAUUUUGUCUUGAUAAAUAUAAAGCGCAGUAAUGCCUUUAUUAAUGUGUUAGAUGCCAAAGGAAAUACUAAGUAUAAAGUCUCGUCAGGAUUUACGGAAAUAGGUGGUGGAAGAACAACUCGGUAUAGUGCUGAAGCAGCAGCGGAAUUUGUCGGACGAAAAGCUAGAGAGAUGGGGCUCAAAUCAGUUGUGAUGAGGGUGAAAGGGUUCACUCACUUCAAGAAGAAGAGGCAAGCAAUCGUGAGUUUUAAAGAAGGGUUCUCAACUCGAAAUGAUAGAAAUCCUAUCACAUACAUCGAAGAUGUUACUCAACGUGCACAUAAUGGAUGCCGUCUUCCAAGGAAACGCAGAGUUUAGAUUGUAUCAUGUUGGCUGCUUUCUUUUUUCUUUACAAAGUAAUUGCCCCGUGUUUAUUAGGGCAGCUGGUAGAUCCUCUGAUGAUGACGGCAAUGGAGAUAACUUUUGUAAUAAUGGAAGAUGGAUUGAAAAUGGAUGCUAGAAAUUAGAUUAAAGAUGUUCACAUUGAUUUAAAGUUGUUUUGUGUUUUGGUAUUGUUGCCGCAAGCAUAUUUGUUAUGUACUUUUACCACCCCCAGGAAUUUGUCUCCAAAUACGUAUUUUGCCUGA